CAGAAAGCUUUGCCAUAGAUUGGGACGCCCCCUCCUGUCUCCCUUUCACGACCCACCAAACCAUGACCUCCACAAGCCAACAGAUGCAGCACCUCCUCGCCGUCCAGAGGGAUGGCAUGGUGCAAGUAAUGGGCGUCCCAGCUCCCCAUGGGGGCGUGGCACCACCCGCCUCAACACACCGGUAUGGUGGGCGUUGUUCAUCCCGGGAAGGCGCGCUGGUUAUGGCUCAGGUGGAUGCAUGAUAACGAGGGGUGGUGGUGGUAGUGGUGGUGUAGUGGCGUUGGUAGGGAGGGGGAGAGAUUGAGAGGGGCUAAGGUGGCGUGGGCCGGACCGCCAGGCAGCAGUUGAUCGUUUGGUCGCAGAGUGGUCGCACGGAACCCGGGACACACCACACAGGGAGCGUGGGCCCCCACUACUCUGGCGGAGUUCACGGCAAGGUGACAAUGAUGGCCGUGGUUCUAGUGAGCUGUGCGGUGCUAGUAGAGUAGCUGGAAAGUGCCGCCAUGUCCGAUAAAAGACAAUCGGGUCCGCCAGACGGCGGCCCCCCGGACCGUGAGCGAGGCGGCAGACAGCGUUAUGGCACGCAGGUGUAUGACUCCAAGGGCAUGAAGAACUCUCGUAUGAGUCAGCAAGCCGGUGAUGAGUACGGUCGGGAAGGCGGGCGACGCGGCCAGCCAUCAGGUGCUGCAGGCCCUGACGUGGCCACUGUGGGCGGCCUGCCCCUCACCCAAACGUCCACGGGACGAGGACGCCAAACUAAUGCGGGCGGCAGGCGUGGCAGCUUGGACAACGGACGCCAAGGCGAAGGGAAGGGCGGACAGCGUCGCGGCAGCAUUGACAGCGGAGAGCAGGACAGAGGGAAGGAUGCGGAUGACGGGGCGAGCAGCGUUGAAACUGGCCCGAGCCAAGACCAAGAUCAGAUCCAGAAACAGCGAGCUAGGGUUAUGCUGCUCAGCUCGAAGGGGGACUGGCCAGCCCUGGAUCAUGCCCUAAAGGUUCUGGAACGACUCGUUCCCGAGCAGCAGCUCUCCGGCAGCAGCUCCCAGCCACCCUUUCACCCGCUCAAGGAUUUAGCGGAUGAGACCACGGGGUACACUCCGCUUAUGUACGCCGCCAGGGAAAACAAGCCAGUAUUUAUCGACCGGCUCACCGAACUCGGCUGCAAUCCCAAUGACAAAAACAAGGAAGGUUACGCCGCAGUGCACCUGGCCGCGAUGUACAGCCGGGAGGAGACCAUCCGUCACCUGGUGCAGAGGAAGGCUGACAUCAACGCCGCAGGAGGGCCAAGGGAACAGACGGCGGCGCACUUGGUGGCCAACCGCAGCACAGGGGCGGCGGUGGCGCUCAUCAAGACGGUCCUCAUGCACGCCAAGCAGGACCUCAGACUCACCAAGGACAAUCGUGGCGACAUCCCGCUGUUCCUGGCUGUGGACGCGAGUCACCAGGGGCUGGUGCGGGAAUUGGUCUUCCAUCACGGGGCGGAGCAGGUGAAGGCUGUGAGGGGGCACACCAGGGACACCGUGCUCCACGUCGCCUGCAGGAAAAAGGACACGGACAUGGUCAAAAUUCUUGUGGACGCCGGGGCCAGCACGGACACCCAAAAUGCCGCAGGGCAGACGCCGCUUCAUAUCGCUGCCGAGGAAGGUGAUGAGGCUACUGUCAAAUAUUUCUACUCUGUGCACGCCAACCCCAACAUCACCGACAAGUUUGAUCGCACGCCCCUGCACGUGGCUGCUGAAAAUGGAUUCACGCCCGUGGUGGACCUCCUCGCUGAGAAGUUCAAGGCGUCGGUGAUGGAUCGCACCAAGGACGGGUCAACGCUGGUCCACAUCGCCUCCUUGCACGGCCACCCCGACACUGUCAUGGCCUUCCUCAGGAAAGGUGUGCCGCUCCACAUGCCAAACAAGAGUGGUGCGCGGUGCAUCCACACAGCGUCCCAGCGAGGCCACGUCGGGGUGGUGAACGCCAUCCUCCAUAAGGGCGAACACGUGGACGUCACCACCAAUGACGGGUUCUCGGCCCUGCAUAUCGCGGUGAAGUCUGGCAAGCCGGCCAUGGUGGAAGCCUUGCUAGGGCACGGCGCGAACCUCACCAUGCAAGGUGGAUCGGCACGGGAGUCGGCGCUUCACCUGGCCGCGAGGGUCAAAGAUGGCGAAAAGUGUGCCGAGAUGCUACUCAAGUCCGGUGCUGACGCUAACCUGCCCAAGGACGACGGCCAGACACCGCUUCACCUGGCGGCCCACCACGGCAACCUCAAGACCCUCAAGCUGCUCCUGGAGGACGACAACGCCAAGCCGCUGCUGCAGUCCAAGACGGGAGAGUCUCCGCUGCACCUGGCCUGUCUGUCUUGUCGUGUGGAGGCCGCCAAGAUGCUGCUGGAUCACGUCACUAGGAAGAGCGGGAGUGAGGCUGUAGAGAAGCUCGUCAACGCCAAGAAUCACGCUGGGGAGACGGCCUUGCAUUACGCAGCUCGGGUCAACAAGCAAAACGCAAACUACAAGGCGGGAGACGACAGGGAAAUGGCUCACAUCUUGCUAACUAACGGGGCACAGCUCAUGGUGGCAACGGCUAAGACCUCGGAGACUCCCAUCCAUUACGUGGCGACCUCAGGCAACGAGUCGGUGCUGGACGAAAUGUUGAGGUUUACGCCGCCAGAUAAAAUCCAGAAGCUGGUGAACAUGCAGUCGUCGCGAGGGUGGUCGCCGCUGCUUAAUGCUGCAGAGAACGGCCACGAAGGCAUUGUGUCCACGCUACUUGACCACCACGCCAGAGUAGACGUGUUUGACAGCGAGGGUAAAGCUGCGCUCCAUCUGGCUGCUGAACACGGCUACAAACUGGUUUGCAAUGCUCUAUUGACCCACAAGGCGUUCAUCAAUGCAAGGACCAUGUCGGGGCUGACAGCAUUGCAUCUGGCUGCCAUGAAGGGCUACAAUGACUUGGUGUGGUCACUCAUCACGCAGCACCACUCCCAGAAGGACGCCCUCACCUUGAAAAAGCAAACUCCCCUGCAUCUGGCAGCCGAGGCUGGGCAGCUGGAGGUGUGCGACACGCUCCUCCAGCUGGGCGCCGACACUAACGCCACAAACGAUGCGGGUCAGAAAGCAGUGCACGUUGCCGCCAUGCGCAAUAAUUCCGAGGUGGUGAAGCUCUUCCUCAAGACUUCACCGGAGCUGGUCACUACAGCGGACAAGGACGGCAACACGUGUGCACACAUCGCGGCGCAACAAGGCUCGGUGGACGUGGUGCGGGAGCUGAUGCGGCACAACCGAGGUGUUGUCAUCAAUGGCAAGAACCGUGUUGGAGAGUCUACCCCGCUCCACCUGGCUGCCGAGGGAGGCCACGCCACUCUUGUCAAGUUCUUGGUGGAGAAUGGAGCUUCACCCAAGGCUGAGAAUGGGAUGGGGUUCACGGCGGUGCAUCUGGCGGCCAGGUAUGGACACAGCCAAGUUUUGGACACACUUCGGGAAGUCACCAGUCUAAGAAUCGUUAGUAAAAAACUAGGUCUCUACGCCCUCCAUGUCGCCGCUCAUUACGGCCAGCCAGAGAUGGUGAGAGAUCUGCUGGCGCACAUCCCCGCCACCAUUAAGUCAGAGCCGCCAAUCUUGAGCGGAAGCAGACCAUUCCUGCCAGACCUGGGGGCCGAGGCAGACCUCACGCCCCUCCAUCUGGCAGCCCAUGAAGGAAACGAGGGUGUUGUCCGCAUUCUUCUCAACAUCCCGGGAGUUCAAGCUGACGGCACCUCCAGACUGAAUAGCUACAUCCCCCUUCAUCUGGCGUGCAUAGGCGGCCACACGUCUGUGGUCGGACUCCUCCUCUCCAAGUCCGCUAAACAGGUGUCAAAAGUAGACAAGCGCGGGAGGACAGGCCUACACUUGGCAGCCAUGCGAGGUCACUACCACCUGGUGGCGCUGCUCAUGGGCCAGGGGGCUGAGUUAGGAGCCAAAGACAGGGACGGCCUGACACCCCUUCACUAUUGCGCGAGAGCAGGACACUUGGAGGUGGUGAAGCUUCUGGUGGAUGCUGGAGCAUCACCAAUGGACAAGUCCGUAGAAGGAAAAACUCCCAUCGUGCUUGCCGUUGCCAGUGAGCACGUAGACGUGUACAACUACCUCAUUAACAAGAAACAUGAUUCGUACAAACUUCUGGAGGACAAAAAGUACGUGCACGACCUGACGCUAAUGAGCAAAAAGCACAACCAUUCUCCCCUUGAAGAGUUCAUCCUGCUCUCCCCGGCGCCCAUCGACCUGGCCACCAAGCUGGCCCACACCCUCCUCAUCCUCUCGGAAAAGGAAAAGGAGAGUAGCCGGGACCUGCUGGACGCGUCACUGUUCAGCGAGGCUCUGGCGACAGAGCUGGUGGCGAUAUCUGCAGCCAGCUCCUCUCCUGGCCUGAUACUGCGGGCGGUCGACAACAGAAAUAUAGUUCUUCUUGACUCGCUUAUCGAACACGAACAAAAACAGGUGAUUGCACAUCCAGCCGUCCAGAGGUACCUCACCGAUGUGUGGAUGGGAAGCCUCGACUGGCCCGGGUGGAAGGUGAUCCUCAUGUUCCUAGCCUUCCUCUGCCUUCCUCCUGUGUGGAUCUUCUUCAGCAUGCCUCUGGGUCACAUGUACAAUGAAGUGCCGCUGGUCAAGUUCAUCGCCUACCUGGUGUCCCACGUGUACAUGUUGAUUCUGAUGAUCAUGACGGUGGUGAUGCCCUUACGACCCAUCUGGGAGAACAUUGGCCUCUUCCCCAACUGGUACGAGUGGUUGCUGUUGCUCUGGCUCAGCGGGAAUCUUGUGAUGGAGCUCACUAAUCCAGGGGACAUUGCCGGGCUGGGGUGGAUCAAGGUGUUCGUCCUGGUCUUCAGCGGCUUCGGUGUCCUCGUGCAUCUUGUGGGUUUCUUCUAUCUAGGAAACAAGGAACUGCUGUGCGAGAUGCUGUACAUCAGAAACAACCUGCUGGCCAUCGCUCUCCUGUUGGCGUCAGUGCAGCUCCUGGAUUUCUUGUCAUUUCAUCACCUUUUCGGUCCCUGGGCUGUCAUCAUUGGCAAGCUAAUGGUGGACUUGGGUCGCUUCCUCGUCAUCCUUAUGAUCUUUGUGUUCGGCUUCUCAAUGUACGUGGCUGCCAUCUACAACCCGCUGCGACCCAUCUACUCUGAAUUUAAUUACACUAUAGAUGGCGAGACCACAGGUUAUCCGCCCGCAGAGGCGCCAGUGCAGAAUCCUUUACAAGCCGGCGAGAUGUUGUUCUUCUCCCUGUUUGGUUUGGUGGAACCUGACUACAUGCCUCCUUUUUAUAGCCACCCUGUUUGGAGUCAGACUCUCAUGAAGAUUGUGUUCGGAAUCUACCAGAUGGUGACGGUGGUGGUGCUCAUCAACCUGCUGAUCGCCAUGAUGUCUGACACCUACCAGAGGAUUCAGGCCAAGAGCGACACGGAAUGGAAGUUUGGACUUGCCAAGUUGAUUCGCAACAUGAGCCGCACGUCCGGCACUCCCUCACCUCUCAAUCUUCUCGUCAAGUUCAUUGUUUACAUCAUCGCCAUUUUCAAAUUCAGAUGUAACCUGUGCUCAGAGAAAGCAAUGGACUACAUGCGGACUGAAGGUCGGACUGAAGAUUCGCAUUUAGCAGACCUGAAAACAGAGUUCGGUGGAGGAUGGAUUAAAAAGCUUCGGUCACGCAGUAAAGCCAGCAUUACGCCUCAAAGCACAGAAAACCUGGUGCCGCUGAGCAACAUGGAGGGACCGCAAGGCGUCAGGAGGAUUGAGAAUGUUAUCAAGUGGAGUCGUGUGGUGAACCGAUACCGCAUCAUGCACCGCAAGGAGGUCCAGCCGGGCGAGAGCUCCGACGGCGAGAAUGACAUGCCCACAGACUCCAUGGAAGACUUACAUGAGGAGGCGCUGCUCAAUGGUAAUAUUGAAUCCAACUCCAGCCAGCCCGCCAAUGCCUAAGGGACACGCUGCAAAGCCUCGGUAAACACGGUACACCUUCACUGGUGCACCGAGGAACUACACUGCAAAAACGUGACGAUGCUAAAUUUGCUGUGUGUACGGCCCAAGGUGCCUCAGCUGGCGUGCUGGGCGGGUGGCCGACCACUGCUAUGACUGCUGAGUUAACAUGAUCUCUUAAUAGUUCCUGAUUUUCAAAGGCUUGAUUUGAGAUCAUCUGUGACUCAAUAUCCAUUCUUGCCAAAUUCACACACAAACCACAAACCUCCGAGAGGAGGAGUCAUUGCACAAAUUAGUAUAAAACACGUGAAAUACACAGUUUGACAUUCAUGCAUUGUAUACGUAUAUGAUUAGUGUUAUUAUCUGAACAUCGUACAUGAUUUCCCUUAGUGGCAUACUGGCAAACUAGACUAGCCAAUAACACAACUCUUUCUCAUUGCGAUUCCUCACACUGAUACCGCUGUGUGCCCAUUGCCUCCUUCAUUCAUCUUGUCAUUCCCUGGAAAUACGGAUAUUCCAUUUACCUACUGACCGCCUCAUCAUGUCAUCUUCCUUCGACAUUAUCGCCAUAUGCUACAGAUGUUAUUCUUCAGCAUAAACCUGUGAAUAGAAUUACGUAAGAAGCCAAGAAAUAGGUGAAAAGAAUCCAUUGAGCUGUAUAUAGUAAUAACUUGGGAUUCGGUAUAGCGAAGGCCUUGUUAAGAUAUUCAGAUGAAGUAAUGCAGCUUAGCGUGGAGUGAAGGUGUGCUGACUGGUGGUGAGCUGCAGACACUGAACACGUCUUGAUACAGUCACGGCAACGUUUAGUUAGAAAUGUUGCGUUUUGAAAGAUUGUGGCAUGUAUAAAGGAUUAGUUAUAGGUGUCUUGUUGUUGCUCCCGUUGCCUCGCCGUAAGUCAGCUGCCUUUCUUUUGCGUGAAGGCAAUUAGAAGAGGAAGCCUUAAUGUAGUACCAUCACACUGGGCUCGAUUUCCAUGGUGCCAUUUGUCUUACUUGGCUUUAGGUAAUAAUGUCAUUUUUUUUUUUUUUUUUUUUUUUUUAUUUGAUAAGUAAACGACCAAAUGGCGUUAUACAUACGUAUUUAUCCUAAAAAUAGCUGUACAACAUUUCAUAAAGAUUGGCCACUUCUCACAGAGCGAUGUAGUAGCUAGCUGACUUGUUUGAUGUACUGUAACUGCAUUGAAUCUUAAUAUGUAUUUCAACCCAUACACAUAUCAUAGAAGAGAAGAAAAAGCUACUUAUUAUCAACGAGCUUCCUUUGCUCCUCUUUGCUGCAUAAUAUUCAGUAUCCU
Molecule: messenger RNA, 7221 nt
Organism: Portunus trituberculatus (swimming crab)
Lineage: Eukaryota; Metazoa; Arthropoda; Malacostraca; Decapoda; Portunidae
Gene: nompC
Product: serine/threonine-protein phosphatase 6 regulatory ankyrin repeat subunit C-like
Exons: 32
Coding region: 504-5933 (1809 amino acids)
Biological process (GO): calcium ion transmembrane transport; GPI anchor biosynthetic process
Cellular component (GO): glycosylphosphatidylinositol-N-acetylglucosaminyltransferase (GPI-GnT) complex; membrane
Molecular function (GO): calcium channel activity; protein binding
Source: RefSeq, a predicted model, not a curated record